AUGCUGGCUCCAAUUAAACAUUUAUUAGCCACGAAACGUAUCAUUUUGGCCAGUGGUUCACCGCGGAGGCAGGAAUUGGUCAAGUCAUUGGGUCUCAAUGCUGAAUUGUGUCCAUCCACUUUUGAGGAGAACCUCAAUCCCGCCGAUUUUAAAGAUUUCUCCAAAUUUAUAGAGGCCACUGCCUUGGGAAAGGCUGAGGAGGUAUAUAAUCGUUUAAAAACGGGUGAUAAUCAAGAAGAGAUAUUGGUAAUUGCUGCCGACACAAUGGUAACAAUGGGUUCAGAGAUUUAUGGUAAACCCAAAGAUAACGCCGAUGCCUUGAGGAUGAUAACAAAUCUUGCUGGUAAAUGUAACACGGUCUUUACCGGUGUUGUGCUAAAACAUUCCAAAGGGGUACGCAGUUUCACCGAAACGGCUGAUGUAUAUUUUGGCGAAUUGUCAAGGGAACAAAUUGAGGCGUAUGUUGCAACUGGUGAACCAUUAGACAAAGCUGGCGGUUAUGGUGUCCAGGGUCUGGGUGGUGCUCUGAUAUCACGCAUUGAUGGUGAUUUUUAUUGUGUUAUGGGUCUGCCGUUACAUCGUCUGUGUUGUGAAUUGAACAAAUUGUUUGUGGAAGAUGCCUCCUAG
Messenger RNA from Musca vetustissima, 627 nucleotides. RefSeq names its product dTTP/UTP pyrophosphatase-like. The transcript is spliced from 4 exons. Gene Ontology annotation, molecular function: nucleoside triphosphate diphosphatase activity. Bases 1 to 627 code for a protein of 208 amino acids. The record is from RefSeq and is a predicted model, not a curated record. NCBI's taxonomy places the organism in Eukaryota, Metazoa, Arthropoda, Insecta, Diptera, Muscidae.